Molecule: messenger RNA, 1359 nt
Organism: Paramuricea clavata
Lineage: Eukaryota; Metazoa; Cnidaria; Anthozoa; Malacalcyonacea; Plexauridae
Source: the annotation of a GenBank genome assembly
AUGAAUCAAACUUCGAGUGUUGAUUUCUUGAUCUUAAAAGAAAACUUGCUUCAAAUGUGGCUUCCAGUCAAAGGUGCGCAGACCGUCCCUGAAUUUUGCAGAUUGAAUUGGGAAAAAAUCGCAGUCUACAUGUUUCAGAUGAACAUCAUCCCUUUUACGUUCAAGAAUAAUCGGGGAGAGGAAUUUUGUAAACGUCAAGUUUUCAAAACAAGUUUUGAGAAUUAUUUUGAUGCUCAGCCACCAUUUCAACUCGGUGAAGCAAUACUCUCGGGAAGUUUCAGUGAGGGCCUUUUUCUUUAUAGUUCAGAAACACCAGAUAUGGACGUCAUGUGUGUGUUAAAGAAUAUCACGUUUUCAGAAGGAGAUCAGGAAGAUGGCAAUUUGCAGUUAAGAGAAGAUACGCCUUUUGUUUACGCAUUUGUCACAAACAAUGAAACACAACAUCUGUGGGCAUGUUUUUUUGACGAAGCAGAUAAACAAACAGGAAAAUAUCGAUUAUCUUCGAAAAAAUUGAAGGAAAAGCUUGGUGAAAACUACCAAAAAACAGGCAGAAUUUUCCGUAGUGACUGCAAUGAAAAGAUCGACGAGUUUUCGGAAGGUGCGGCUGUGACAAUCCGUAAGAUAAAACCUUCUAAUUCUAUAUCGUUUUUCCAGAGUUCUUCAGAAAUCGCAAAGGAAGUCUUAAGGCAUCCAAAACAUAAACGCUGUAAGAUUAAAAAAGAGUUAUCAGAGCAGAUGAGAGUUGACGCAUUAUACAAAAUAAUUCCCUCGUGUGACAUAGUUUUGUCUAUUUACUGCGAGGGAUGGCCAUUAUGUGCCCUAGAAUGGAUUACGCGAGAACGACUUUGGCCAGAUGUAUCUUUGGUGGAGGAAAUAACACAAAGAGGAUUUCACAUUAUCCCAAAGAGCUCAGCCGAUGGAGAUUUUCGUUUGUCUUUUUCUUGUGCUGAAACCAUGUUGAUUAAAACUCUCGCACCACUACAGCACAAAGUAAUGAGAGCUUUCAAAGCUGUAGCGAAAUAUUCUCAAAAUGCCUGGAAUCCAAAUCUGAAUGAGAUUAUAACAACAUAUCAUUUGAAAACCAUCGCGUUUUGGCAUUUUGAGAAAACCUCGCCAGAAUCUUGGAUUGAAGACAGUUUAGUUCACCAUCUUGUCACACUACUUGAAGAGUUGGCAGAAGCUUUGAGAAUUCAAAGUCUUCCAAUGUAUUUUAUGCCUAUGGUUAACCUCUUACAAGAUGUUGAUGAUCCUGAAGUCACAAUUAACUUAAUGGAAAAGAUUUCCUCACUUUCACACAAUUACUCUGCGAUGUCUGAAGCUGUAAACAACUUUAAAAGGAAUUUUUUUCAGUCAUUAUGA